Mytilus californianus (California mussel) is the source of this 931-nucleotide messenger RNA. RefSeq names its product ryncolin-1-like. The record is from RefSeq and is a predicted model, not a curated record. Lineage: Eukaryota; Metazoa; Mollusca; Bivalvia; Mytilida; Mytilidae. The transcript is spliced from 5 exons. Bases 67 to 744 code for a protein of 225 amino acids.
AACUUAAUAAGUUUACAAAAUAUUUCAGCAAGCAAAGGCCCGAAAGAAGAAUCGAGUGUAAUAAGGAUGUUGAAAAAUGACGUUCAGGGUCUGUGCAAGCCUUUGGGUUUAAAUACACCACAGGACUGUACUGAAUUGAAGAAGGUACAUAAGAAGAGCGGUGUCUACACUAUAUACCCAGACAAUUCUACAGCUAUGACAGUCUACUGUAACAUGAAUGACUACGGUGGAGGUUGGACGGUAUUGCAAAGACGACAGGAUAUUACAAAUUUUUACAGAACAUGGACAGAGUACAGAAAAGGAUUUGGGAAUGUCGAAAAGAGUUUUUGGCUAGGGAACGAUAAUAUACAUAUUUUGACUUCAAGUGGAAAGUAUGAGUUAAGGAUAGACUUAGGUGACUGGACGGGGAACAAAUGGUAUGCCAUCUACAAGACAUUCCUAGUUGGAAACGAAGCAAACAAGUAUAUUUUGAAGGUUGGAGGAUACAGUGGGAAUGCAAAAGAUGGUUUGACGUAUCAUAACGGAAUGAAGUUUUCAACGAAAGAUCAUGACAAUGAUAAGUCUUCCAGUAACUGUGCAGAGAAAGCUAAAGGAGGAUGGUGGUAUAACAAUUGUCAUCAUUCAAAUCUAAAUGGUAUCUACAAGACGCAACAAACAAGUCACUGGGAUGGUGUCAGUUGGAAUUUGAUAAAGGGUAGCAGCUAUUCUAUGAAGUAUGCCCGCAUGAUGAUAAGACGGUUUUAAAAUAUUUUAGUUUUGCCAAAGAUAUGGAAUCUCAUAUAGCAUGAUUGACACAUUUUGAAUUCGGAAUCAGUCAAAUUACUUUUAACAUUUGCAGAAUAUUUAAGAUGAGAAAUCAUUGUUAGACAUUUCUUAUCUGACUUUGUUAUGUUUAAAAGUUAUUUCUUAAAAAUUAAAAUAUAUCACAAUA